AGUUUGUUUCAAUUCCUUGUCACGUGGACAUGAGUAUUCGAGUUGUAUUAGUGUGUUUAGCGUGUGUUUAGCGUGUGUAGCCUGGCUUUAAGACAGGAAGCUCGCAAGACCCAAUGGUAGCAAGUCUCUGUUUGUCUGUAGUCAUGGAUCUCCUGCUGUGUACAGCCAGGGAUCUGAGGAUCUGUUGUGAGAGAAGCGGUUGUUGACAAACAAACGUCAUCGCUCACUUGCUGCCAGCUGACGUCGGUCAGACGUGCAUCGUGACGUUGUUGUAGUCACGUGACCGUCAGAAGUAGAAAGUCGACAGGUGGCGCCUCGUCUGUGCGUGUUGAACGCCCCCUACCGUUACUUUGCUGACCGACAAGGGCAAGAACUCCCGUGGAGUCAAGACUGAGCCCUUCGUUGACGACUACCUGUGACCAGGUGAGGCGCACCCGGGGUGAGCGCGGCGGGGAAUCAACAAGCUUCCUGUGAGCUCGCGCCUCACCUCCCGGCAAACCCCUGGCACGCGGCGGCCGGCGCCUCCUGGCGGCAAGUGCGCGUCACGCGAUGCCAGCGCCUCCUGGCGGCGGCCGCCCCGCUACAAGCGGCCCUCAGUCCACGUCCCGCGUGGCGGCGCUGCCCGUCUUGUCUGCUGCCGUCUGCUCUACACCCGGCGACGGGGGCCGACUACAGACGCUAAUCAGCGGGCAUCUUGGGGGGAACACUAAACAACAACAACAAAACAAAAUAAAGCCGCUGCCAGCUUAGAAGUGAGAGGAUAAAAAGGGGAGAGCAGCAUGACAGACACGUGAUGAGACCUCCACCACUCCAGGCGCCUGAACGUUCACUCCUUGCUGGUCAUGUCCGAGGUGUGUGAACAUCAACUACGUCAUAAAGAUUAUUUAGUAGUUAAUCCGUCGGUCCGUUAGUGGUGAUUCUCGAGGUGUGUGAACAUUAACUCGUGACGUGUGAACAGUAAGUCACUGGUGAAGGUUGUCAAGUGCUGUGAAAGUUCACUCACUGGUGGUCGUGUUCAAGUGUGAAAAUUAACUCGCGGAGCUCAGGUGACCAGAGGACAAGUGGAGUGUGUCCAGACAUGGCCAGGUCAAGUGGAAAGGGUCAGGGUGAGUGCACGACGUGCGGGGAGCACCUGGAGGACCGUUAGAUUCACCUGGAUGCACGUGAGGGCGAUGUGCAGGUGGCUGCCAGAAGAGGCGACACUAAUGUGGGUAGAUCUUGGCUACCCCGUGUAACCUGGCGACCGGUAAGCUGGUGAUUUGUCAUCCGGUUAUCCACCUGUCAUCCUCUGCCACCCGUGUGUCACACUCGUCCGACCUGUUGUCUCUUGGAUUCUUCCAGUCUUUGGAUGAAGUUCGAUCUCUGAAGGCGCCAAGCCUCGCUGACCAUGACGACAGCGACGUCGUCCCUCCACUACCUGCUGCCGGCCUGCCUGUGUCUCUUGGUGCAUGCUACUGCGCAUGCGUGCACCUUCCCGGACUUCCUGCAGCUUGGCGACGACGGCGAGCCGUGGUACUCGCACGUGCGCUAUGACGGCUCGCGACAGUACGCCUACUAUGUACGUCACAACGCGCUGGAGAUCCGUCACAUGACGUCAUCAGACCCCGCCCUUCACUGGGCAUGCGCAGCCGACUUCCGCGGCACGUUUUUGCUGAAGCGGACGGACGAGGACACGGAAGACGAGUACAGCGCAUGCGUGAGGUUCGUGCGCCGCGGCCAGGGCGUGGUGCAGAUGCUGUGGACGCCGGAAGCCAGAAAUGAAGAGUGGGAGGCGUGCGACGACAAGGACCUGGUGCCAGACCCAUGGCUUCUCGUCUCCUUCCAGCGCGUGAUGCGAGACUACGCGCCAAGCCCCUUCAGCGGCGGCUACAGCAUGCGCAUCACCGACUCCGACUCCGGCGAAAACGCCUGCAACUACAUCCACCGGCCCAUGAAGCUGGAGAGCGACUGUUUGGGGGGAGAGGGCAUCCUCUUCGAUUUCAUCGCGCAAAACUGCCUCCCCACCGCUGACAUGGCGGUCAAGCAGCGCACCCUGACGGUGGCCACCUGGUCGCAAGGGGGAGACGACUUCGUGGUCCUGCGCCGCCCGGCCGAUGUCGUGCUGUACUGCCUGCGGCUGCCCUCCGUCAGGGAGGAUCACAUGAACGUCUUCCUGUUCCGCGACCUGGCCUGCCUGCCCCACGCCGAGUCCCUGCUGCUGGGCCCCGCCACCCGGCCCCGCGACGUCAAGUACCUGGUGCUGCACCUGCAGAAAUACCUGGCCACCAGUCUGUGCGACGACGAGUACCCGCAGUGCUCAGCUGUGGCCUGUGACGGGGUCCUCAGACACGAGUGUCAGAAGUCCUGCAAGGUGUGUGACCCCAAGAAGCCCCCAGUCACCUGCUCCUUCCCCCGGCGACUGCGAGGCUCGUGGCUUCAGACUGAUGUGGACGGAUACCAUCACGUCAACAUCUCGGAGUCGGACUUGUCCAUCGGGGCGGUGGGCAGCUUCCGGUGCGUGCUCUUCCCCGACAGCCCCGCCCGCAAAAACCGCCUCUACACCACUCUGUCCACCUUCUCCAACGGCUGCCGCCCCCGCUACACCUGCCUCAAGUUCAAAAGGUUAGGUCCGUCUGCCCUCCGCUACACUCUCAGCCGCAGCGUCGUGUGGUCCGACCUGGACUCCAGCUUCGGUGACGUCAUCUGCUCUGAUUCGCAGUUCGUGCCUGACCCGGAACCCAUCGGUGACCUGUACAGGUCUCAGGAGGACGGGGGCAAGCCCAUCAUCAGCCUCCAGCCCGCCCCCGAGCGCGUGCCGUGCAACCUGCACUCCUCCUUCAGCAUCGCCACCACCUUCCCCAACGGCUCCCUGUGCCACGGCAGCCUCUUCGAGCACUGUGAGGACAGCAGCCGCCUGAGAAUCGAGUUCCACGCCGACUGCGGUCAGCUGGUCAGCGCGGACACGCAUCCCUUCACGUCGCCGCACGGGGGCGCCACCCGCCCAGUCCACGCCGACUUCUCGUGUCUCGCGCGGUACGAGGGUCACUCGUGGGAGAACCUGCUGCUGCUGCAGAACGACGCCGACGCACGCGAUGCUCGCUGCCUGGUGACGUCACAGCAGGACGUGUCGGAGGCCGUGGUGGUGGUGGCGGGGCAGUGCGACAAGAACAGCUGGAACUAUGCACGUGCGGGGCUGCGGGCCCCCCUCCUAGCACUGCGCCUGCGCCCGGACGAGUUUCCCUGCAAGUACCUGCCGCCUCCUCCUUCCCCCGCCACCCCACCCUCCCACCCGCUGCCAGAGGGCGCUUCGGGUGUGAUGACGUCACAGACUCGCCGACCCUCGGAGGCCGGCGGCUUCACCACCGCCUUCGUCUUCAGUCUCACGCUGUCGCCGUCGCAGGGGGAUCCCCAGCAGCGCCUCUCUGCCCCCUACCAGGAGUCGCACGACGGGGAGAAAACCGCGUUAGCUCACAGACCCGAGUUAUCUGCCGAGGGAAAUGAAGCCAGAGCUGCGAGUGCCACGUCCUCCACGCUGCGGGCUGCGGCUGCCUGCCUUCUGGUGUCGGUGGCCGUGUGUUAUUGGAUAGCCAGGUGAUAGACUAUGCAGGCACUGAGAGGGGAGGCAAACACCUAGGGUUCCGGUGGGAGGUGUGAACUGUACUUACUGUUGUUUCUGAAUAUUCAUGCAACGGUUGCCAGGACGACACUUGAUGCACACCAGAGAUGACUGAAGGAUGAAGGGCGAGGGGCGGGGCUGGGGUGGGGAGAGGGCAUGCAGACUGUGCGGUUGCUAGAGGAACAUGACCUUUGGCUACCAAGUCCGGAUGCUUGACACCCGGAUAUGUCCUCAGAAUCAAAUAAGCGGGUGGGACCCCGCUGACGCAGUUGCACCACACAGCGAGGAGCAGUUCCGGUGUCAAGACUUUAGUGAACUUAGCGACUCGGCGACACCUGAGGCUGAUGUUGAAGUCGAUGGUGCUGUCGAUGAGCUCAGCAAACCUCUCGUGUCGUCAUCAAGCUGGAGUAACACAAGGGAGAUAAACGAGGUGGCACAGUCCCACCUCAGGGCUCGCUAUGCGACAUCCAGUUAGAGUGCUGUCCCUUGAUAAGGAUGAUGUCGAUGACAUACCAACGAGAGACUUUUCGCUCUCUUACUGUUCUGCUGCCUGUGGUCUGCAGGCAGGGGCGCUUAAUUCAGAAAACAAAGGGAGAGAAGCUUGUUUAUUGCCAGAGACUGAGUAGACAUCAACCACAUGUAGCUAGUCUUUGUAGUCUGUAGACAGCAACAUUACACAGUAGACAGUAACAUUACACUGUAGUCUGUAGACAGCAACAUUACUCUGUAGUCUGUGGACAUCAACAUCACAGUAAUCUGUAGACAGCAACGUUACACUGUAGUCUGUAGACAGCAACAUUACACUGUUGUCUGUAGACAGCAACAUACACAAAAUCACAUGCCAGGGUUAGUUUGUCAACAAAAACAGGAGAGACACUGGAGUGUAGACAACAUUUGGUACGACAUGCCACUUUGCUGGUCAGAGUAGAUGAGCUUUUAGAACAUCUGGCAAUGACAUAUAGACAGUGUAGACAGCUGACAACAAUAUGUAGACAGUGUAGGUAGCUGACAAUGAUGUAGACAGUGUAGACAGAACGAGGACUAUGUUGGUAGGUAUAAAUAAAGUGAUCACAACAUGUUUUUUAGGAUGGACUGAGGGUGAAAAAAAAAAACCCAAGGCCGGGUUACAGAGGUCGACAGUUGUGAAUGAAGACGAUGCUUUCGUCGAUGACAUCGCUUGUGUUGAUGUGGUCUCCCUCUCUCCCUUCACUUCGUCACUCCAGUGUUUCUAGAUGUUUCUACAGAAGCUGUGGACUAGACGGCGCUUGUUUGUGACAUGUCACACGACCCUCGUGUCGCUAAACUGUGUCACGACUGUCCGAGUCUUUGCCGUCUCCUGACAUGGAAGUUAAGUGUCUUGUUGUGACACACGACACACUGUGUCAUGACAUGAACUUCACCUUUUUCUAGGACUGCAGUGCUAUGUGUUAGUGCGGUAGUCGUGUUACCCGUGUACAUGAUGGACUGUUGCUGACCUUUCACACAACAAAUAGCUUUCCCCACCCCAGCCGUUCUCCUCCCCUCCCACACUUAUUAUUUUUAUUUAUUUAUUUUAUUUAUUUAUUUUAUUUUUUGACACUAAAAGAUACUUUUGCGGCUUCGUCAAAUCCGACGCAGCUUACAAAAACUAAACUUUUCAAGGACCGCACGACAAGCACUUCCCACAAUCCUUCAGCAGUUCUGUGUUGAAAGCACGUGACCGGUGGCCUCAUUACCUAUCUCACCUGUGUGAAGUGCUAGGUGGCGCCCUCAUGUCGCUCUCCUGACGUGGAAACCGUGGUCAGUACAUCAGCUGUUAUUCCCUCCCUGCUUGUGGUCACAGGUCUGGCUGUCUCCACAGGUGAGGUGACCAGGUGUCUGUAGCGAUGCUUGUCUCGUGCCACUCACCCUGUGGAUGACAUUAGCCUUGUCAUCGCCGCUGUCAUCGUCAUCGCCGCUCUUGUAGUGUUUGGUAGCACUUUCUCGGGUGUUUCUACAGUGUUGGUAGUGUUGGUAGUUACUGGUGUAGUGCUGUCUCUGUAGUGUUGACAGCUGUUGUAGUGUAGAGCUGUUGUUGUGACGAUGCUACCUGUUCCUGUAGUGAUGACAGUUGUUGCUGCAGUGCUGUUGUAGUGCGAUGACAGUCGAUGACAGUCAACGACUGCUGCUGCCUGUGACAAUGUCUCCGCUGGCACCGCGUCUUUCAUCUCUAUGCACGUGUACCCUGACCCUACCCGAGCUUUAAGCUGUUUCCUGCUGCUGGACAAAUCAAGACGAGAACUUUUGGUUGCGAGGGUCAUAGGGAGUCGUACAUCAUCCACAUCUGUACACGUCACUGAUAACUGAUAACAAGGAUGGGAACACGUGACAUUGGAAAAUGCAAAGCAAGAAGUGAUGGCUGGCGCACACAUACACACACACGCACACACAGAUGGUAACAAAUGCAACUUGCACAUGGCAAAACAUGAAGUAGCGAACAUGACAGGAUGAUGCCCUGUAAUA
This is a messenger RNA of Pomacea canaliculata, 6076 nucleotides long. RefSeq lists its product as uncharacterized. The transcript is spliced from 4 exons. The record is from RefSeq and is a predicted model, not a curated record. The coding region runs from base 1388 to 3574 and encodes 728 amino acids. NCBI's taxonomy places the organism in Eukaryota, Metazoa, Mollusca, Gastropoda, Architaenioglossa, Ampullariidae.